Molecule: messenger RNA, 280 nt
Organism: Cylicocyclus nassatus
Lineage: Eukaryota; Metazoa; Nematoda; Chromadorea; Rhabditida; Strongylidae
Source: the annotation of a GenBank genome assembly
GGCUCAAUUUGCGAAGUGUCUUAUGAUCAUGUUACAUACUAUGACGGUCAAGCCUUGGACUUGUGCGAAGCUCAUUCACCUUUUGAAGUUCAAAGUUACAGGAGAGGUUAUCCCACCAACUGCACUUACGUAAAAACACAUCAAUGCGAGGAAUAUGAGUACACUAUACUUGACCAGUGCAUUAUACUAAAAGAACAUAGAAGCUUUGAUCCAGGAGCCUGUGGAGAUCAACACACACUUUACAGGAUACAACAAACAGACGAACGCAAAUGGCUUUGUG